GCCUUACCGAUUCGACCCGACGACCCGAGUCCCUCCUAUAUUCUCCUCUCCUCUUCUCUUCGAGACAGAUCCCUAGUCAAAAAAGAUCCCGAUCACCAGGAUCUAAAAGAAAAACCUAUCACCAGCGGCGGCGGCGGCGAUGGUGUGCACCAAAUGCGAGAAGAAGCUGGGGAAAGUGAUCGUGCCGGACAAGUGGAAGGAGGGCGCCAGCAACACCUUCGAGGGCGGCGGCCGCAAGAUCAAUGAGAAUAAGCUCCUCUCCAAGAAGAGCAGGUGGACUCCUUAUGGAAAUACCAAAUGCAUAAUCUGUAAGCAACAGGUGCACCAGGAUGGUAAAUACUGCCACACCUGUGCCUAUUCAAAAGGGGUGUGCGCGAUGUGUGGUAAGCAAGUGCUGGACACGAAGCUGUACAAGCAAAGCAAUGUGUGAGUAGGAUGCCAUGGCAUUGCCAGCUCGUACUGUCAAGGAUAAUCAUGUAGUGGUCCUAUGUUUAACAUGUAAUUUCAUAACAUCAUGUGCUCGCGAUAUUGCUGUGGAAAAAGAUGGCUGUAUUUGUGCUCUGAAAAGAACUAAUUUUAGCAGUUCUGUAAGCGUGCGUGGUUGUCUCUGUAAUUUGAACCCUUGAGCAAUGUGGAUUUUAAGGGCUGGCGUUUUGCUGCCCUGGAA
Messenger RNA from Hordeum vulgare subsp. vulgare (domesticated barley), 667 nucleotides. Its product is annotated as cysteine-rich PDZ-binding protein. NCBI's taxonomy places the organism in Eukaryota, Viridiplantae, Streptophyta, Magnoliopsida, Poales, Poaceae. Gene Ontology annotation, biological process: cytoplasmic microtubule organization. The transcript is spliced from 4 exons. The record is from RefSeq and is a predicted model, not a curated record. The coding region runs from base 140 to 430 and encodes 96 amino acids. Gene Ontology annotation, molecular function: microtubule binding.